Debaryomyces tyrocola is the source of this 261-nucleotide messenger RNA. The record is from the annotation of a GenBank genome assembly. Lineage: Eukaryota; Fungi; Ascomycota; Pichiomycetes; Serinales; Debaryomycetaceae.
AUGAGGCAACUAAUUGUUCAGAUGGUAUAUUAUAAGACAAAUAUGGGAGUUCUAACAGAUGCAUACGAUGCAAUUUUAGUGGAAAUCGACCUUGAUUAUUUUGAUGAACAUAGGCAAAAGUUUGUACCCUCUGAAGGAGCCAAGGUUAUAACACUCAGAAACAGAGUUUUGAAUUGUCGAUCUACUGCACCUACAUUACGAGAAUGUCUAAUGCACUUUUUCUUUAAGGCUAUUGUUGAUGACAAUGCUUUUGAAACUUAG